AUGCACCGAACGGCCUCUGUGGAGGCCGUUCGCCUGGCCUCAGCGCAGCUCCGGGAGGGUGGCGCCAAUGCCGCAGAGAAGGCCAGCCUUUCAGCGCAUGACGCUUGCAAAUGCCAGAGCGAGAUGCAGCACGCGUGCUGGUGGAGACGGCUCACGAGCGGGAUCCUGCAGACGUGCGUGCCUGAGGACCUCUUCGUCUCCGAUACGCCAGCAGAGAGUGUGGAGCCUGAUCAGGUGCCAGUUGAGUCGGUGCCUGCGGAGGAUAUGUUUGCCGAUGGCGCAGACCCCAUGGAGAUGGCGCUGCUGGAUGACAUCUUCGGCGCCUAUGCUCGUGAGAUGGGUGUUGACGUGGAAGAGUCGGGCACCAGCCAGGCCCAAGUCAAGAGAAAGGCGACGGAAGAGGGCAAGCAGCCUCAAAAGCGAAAGAAUAGCUCAAAGGCUGCCAAGAAAGUCUUCUGA
This is a messenger RNA of Effrenium voratum, 459 nucleotides long. The record is from the annotation of a GenBank genome assembly. Lineage: Eukaryota; Dinophyceae; Suessiales; Symbiodiniaceae.